Messenger RNA from Condylostylus longicornis, 991 nucleotides. Its product is annotated as glutathione S-transferase 1-1-like. Gene Ontology annotation, molecular function: glutathione transferase activity. Gene Ontology annotation, biological process: glutathione metabolic process. The record is from RefSeq and is a predicted model, not a curated record. The coding region runs from base 186 to 815 and encodes 209 amino acids. NCBI's taxonomy places the organism in Eukaryota, Metazoa, Arthropoda, Insecta, Diptera, Dolichopodidae. The transcript has 3 exons.
AUACCGGCCGGCUAAUACAUAAAACGACAAUUUCAUAUAAAAUGUUCAGUUAUUCCGUUUGAAGUUUCAGUUCACUUUGUUGAAUCGUUUCGUAUUGUUCGAAUAAAUUCUAAGUGUUUAGUGUAAACUUUUCAAUUAAUUUUUUUUUCGCUAAUCAAGUUGAAAAUUCCAAUAAUAAUUUAAAAAUGGAUUUCUAUUUUCUUUGGGGAUCAGCACCAUGCCGUUCAGUAUUGAUGACAGCUAAAGCAGUUGGUGUUGAAUUAAAUUUAAAAGAAUUGGAUUUAAUGAAAGGUGAACACUUAAAACCUGAAUUUGUUAAGAUCAAUCCACAACAUUGUGUACCAACUUUAGUUGAUAAUGGUUUUGCAUUAUGGGAAUCACGUGCUAUUAUGAUCUAUUUAGCUGAAAAAUAUGGUAAAACUGAUUCAUUAUAUCCAAAAUGUCCAAAAAAACGUGCAUUAAUCAAUCAAAGAUUAUUCUUUGAUAUGGGAACAUUAUAUCAACGUUUUGCUGAUUAUUAUUAUCCACAAGUUUUUGCUAAACAACCAGCAAAUGAAGAUAAUUAUAAAAAAAUGGAAGAUGGUAUGAAAUUUUUGGAUAUAUUCUUAGAAGGUCAAACAUAUGCUGCUGGUGAUAGCUUAACAUUAGCUGAUUUGGCAUUAUUAGCAAGUGUUUCAUCAUAUGAAGUUGCAAAUUAUGAUUUAACAAAACAUAAGAAUGUCAUGAAAUGGUAUGAACAUUGUAAAUCUGUUGCACCCGGUUAUGAUUUAAAUCAAAAAGGUGUUGAACAUUUCAAGAGAUUCUUUAGUAAUUAAGAACUGAAAAAGAAAAAAAAAACUAAAUUUACAUAUUUUGUAUUGUAUACAUUUUUUUUUUAAUUUAUUUAAAAAAGAAAAAAAAAAUGUUUUUUUUUUUUUUUUUUAAUUUUAAACCUUGUAACUUGGUGCAUUUUUUCAUAAUAUUUGAAAUAAAAUCAUAAAAACAAACAUAA